UUUGUGAGCUCUGAUGCUGUUGGUGAUGUCUGUGAGUUGUCAUUCUGUGAACUCUGAUGCUGUUGGUAAUGUCUGUGAGUUGUCACUCUGUGAGCUCUGAUGCUGUUGGUAAUGUCUGUGAGUUGUCACUCUUUGUGAGCUCUGAUGCUGUUGGUAAUGUCUGUGAGUUGUCACUCUGUGAGCUCUGAUGCUGUUGGUGAUGUCUGUGAGUUGUCACUCUUUGUGAGCUCUGAUGCUGUUGGUAAUGUCUGUGAGUUGUCACUCUGUGAGCUCUGAUGCUGUUGGUAAUGUCUGUGAGUUUACCUAGAUGCUCAGAUUAUCUGCCUUAAAAACAUUGCUGUAUUCCAUGGUCAACUGUUCACAGGCAUCAGAUAGCCUAUCAGGCCUCCUCUCCUCUGCCGUGCAUCACAGGUCUUCAGGCAUUGGAAAAGCUGAUAACAUGCUUUGUGUCAAAAGAUUUCUGCUCAAACAGGCAUUUUGUGGGAUUUCCAAGUUCAUUUCAGGCCCCAAGUCUCUGAGAAGGUGGAAUAGGGAGAAUGUCAGAACAAUCCUAAUUUCAAUUCCAGAGAAGAGCAGCGCAACAGGCACCCCCUCACCUGCCUAUGUCAUCACACCAGCAGAUAUAGGAUACAACAGAAGGCUAGGAUCUACAUGAGCCUGCCUCUGUAGGUCACCUCUGCCAUUUUCUGUUCGUAUGGUGUCUCACAGGAUUGUUUUCCAGGUUUGUCUCAGGAGAAAGGUGGAGCCUGAGUAUGAGAGAAGUACCUAGGGAUCUCAAGUCCUCAGCUGGUGGUCUGUCCCUUUGGAUAAUGGGACAAUAGCCUUCUUGGCUACAGACACACUAAAAGAUUACUAUUCCUGAGAACUGAGUCUUCAAACUCAGAAAGCAGAUGAUAGAAAUAGAAUCGAAGGUGUGUGUGUGUGUGUGUGUGUGUGUGUGUGUGUGUGUGUGUGUGUGUAUGCAUGUACAUGCAGUAGUUUAAAGAACACUGGGUAUAUAAAUAAGAGAGCUGGGACUAGAUAUGAAACGUUGCUCUGCCAUUUAGUCACAUGGGUAAAAAAGACUUGGUCACUUAUAUGCUAACAUCUCAGCUUCUGCCUUUCCUCUUUGGCAUGGAACAGCCUAAAACAAUGACUGGCAUGCUGUAUUUUCUUUGUGUCUAAGAUCUGAAAUCAGGAAGGAUAGCUUGUUUUUCAGGAUGUCGGACGUAAAUUAUACUGAAUUCUUCUAGAUCUGAGCAGUUCUCACUCUUCCUGCUAACUGAAUGUGUUCUCUCUCAAAAGCAAGCUUUCUUGUUGGAUAGCUUGGGAGGAGAAAGGCAAAAAGGGCAGUCAAUGAUUGAGGAAUAAAAGUAGACCCUCUCAGCCUAGGCUCCCUCCUCCAUAAAUUUUUUCCUCAUUUAAAGUAUUCAACUCCUCUGCCCCAUAGCUCAUAACGAUUAAUAACUCCCUUGACCCAUUGUAUUUUCCAGCAGGUGGGUCACUUGGAUCUUUGAAAACCACCUUGCUGGCAGAUCCACAAGGGCUGUUAUAUAGAUGCUGAGACUGGGGAUGAAGCUUCAGACAGACAGAAUCACACCUCAGUGGAACAGAGUCAGAUGUCGUCGCAGGGAAGUUUCCACAGCACGUGUAGAAGUUUUGUUCCAGCAGGGCAAGUUUGAUUUUCAAAGGACACGGCUGUACUAUGGUGGGGAAAGUUUCUUUUGGAAACUUGUGGGUAGAUUGGUGACUGUGUCUUGCGGGUGGUGGUGGUGAUGACACUGUGCUAACUAAACAGAAAAGUCUGGAACAAGGAUUGUGUUAUUGUUGCAAAAAGAUUUGCCUCUGAUGUAUUGAAACAGGUGCAGAAAUGCCCUGUGGUUUGUGAUUGUGUUGUGAAUCCAUGUAGCAGUUGGAGAGUUGGUAUUGAUAUUUAGUUAAAUUCUAGUUAUCACAAACUUCUAUAUUCUUCAGAAUGUUGUCUUGCAACUAAUCAGGGCCUUCACCCACCUUUCAUUCUCAUGCUCUUUGUAUUGUGUCUCCUUUGUCGCUGUGUGAUGGAUUCUCAAUUCAGGUGGGGGAAUUAAACCUUUUACAGGAAAAUUAAGACAUUGAAGUAGCUGAGAGGAAAUAAAGCAAGGAAUAACAAUCCACAGAAUAACACACAAAGUUUUUGCGAACAACACAUCACUGUGGCUGUGCUCUGUGCACCCUCCGUGGGCCGAGCAGAGGAGGCUGUACCUGUGGCGAUGGGAGAGAAGGGUCACCCAAGCCGAGUACUGCUGGAGUGCAGUCUCAGUGAUAAGCUGUGUGUUGUCCGAGAGCAACAGUAUGAAGUAAUCAUUGUUCCAGCUCUUCUGGUUGGCGGCUUCCUUAUCCUUCUUGCAAUCAUCCUGUGGCUUUUUAUUAGAGGACAGAGAUCCCAAAGGCAGCGCCCUGGACCCCGGGGUACUGCUUCUGUACCUGCAUCUAGAGACCUAAGCCUGGAUCCAGCAGGACAAGGAGAAAAGGUGCUUGUACCACUUAAGGAGACCUCUGUGGAGAGCUUUCUACGAGCAGCCUUGCCUCGCCUGGCUAAGCUGCAGGUGCCCAGGGAACAACUCUCAGAUGUUCUGGAGAAGAUCCACAGUGGCAGUUUUGGGACCUUCUAUCAUGCCAUGAUGACCACUAGGGACAACCCUAAGCCAAAGAGUGUUGUCCUCAAGGCUUUAGAAGAACCUGCUGGACUCCAGGAGGUCCAGGAUUUCAUAGGGCGAAUCCAAUUCUAUCAGUACCUGGGGAAACACAAGAACCUGGUACAGCUGGAAGGAUGCUGCACAGAAAAGCUGCCACUUUACAUGGUGCUGGAGGAUGUGGUCCCAGGAGACCUGCUCAGCUUUCUCUGGACCUGUCGCAGGGAUGUGAUGACCAUGGAUGGCCUGCUCUAUGAUCUCACAGAAAAACAAAUAUAUCACAUCGGAAAGCAGGUCCUUUUGGCCCUGGAAUUCCUGCAGGAUAAGCAUCUAUUUCAUGGGGAUGUGGCUGCCAGGAACAUCCUGAUCCAAAGCGACCUGACUGUCAAACUCUGCCGACUGGGCCUGGCUUAUGAAGUCCACACCCAAGGAACCAUCUCCUCUGCUCGAACCAGCACUGUGCCUCUCAAGUGGCUUGCUCCAGAACGGCUUCUCCUGAGACCUGCCAGCAUCAGAGGAGACAUCUGGUCCUUUGGGAUCCUGCUUUAUGAGAUGGUGACUCUAGGGGCACCACCAUACCCUGAAGUCCCUCCCACCAGCAUUCUACAGUAUCUUCAGAGAAGGAAAAUCAUGAAGAGACCCAGCAGCUGCACACAUGCCAUGUACAACAUCAUGAAAUGCUGUUGGCAAUGGAGUGAGAACAGCCGUCCCUUACCUGGAGAGCUACGCUUGCGCCUAGAAGCAGCGUCUAGAUCUGCGAAUGACAAGGCUGUGUUGCAAGUGCCAGAGUUAGUGGUGCCUGAACUGUAUGCAGAUGUGGCUGGCAUCAGUGCAGAGAGCCUUUCCUACAGCUACAGUGUCCUUUGAAGAUGCCCCCAGACAAGUGCUUGAAUUAAGUUCCUUCAAGAACAGAGGGAAGGAACCUUCUAUGGGCCACAAAGGGAAAAAAAGGACAUGGAUCCCACAUCUUCCCCUAUACAUUUUCCGGAAAUAUGAAAUGCUGCUGGAUGAGGCUCUACCUCUACACACCAUGUACUCAAGACUCACCAUCAGUUUGUCUGCUCCCCAAUUCCGAGGGCCUGAGCACAAGUGGUGGACAGUGUCAUUCCAAAGGAGGUUUUUAAAAUCUUCAAUAAUUGUUGGGGGAUAGGGUAAAAGGGCUGGUCCCACCCACCCCAGGCUGGUUUUCAACUAAAAGGUUUUUUUUUUUUUUAUCUAAACUAUUACAGAGUAUAAAUAAAUCUGAAUGGCAUGAAUGAAUAGGAACACAAUAUAGGAAUUCAUGAGAAAGAAAAUUCAAGGUUCUUUUUUUCUGAGAAGUAUAAGGGGAAUCAAGAUCUCCUUUAAGAAGAGAUUUUCUUUCUUCUACAUUCAGGGGACAUAAAAGUUGUUCAGUCCUCAUCCCUUCAUGAAGAGUUGGAGAAGAACUAUGAAAAAUAAUACUGAAUUUUUCCUUGACUAUAGAUUGAACUUUUAUUGAACUCUUUUAUUGAACUCUGAGACAGGUGGACCCUGUUUGAUACUACAUUCAAUUAGAUGCAGGAGUCAUUUCAUAAUUAAGAACAUUGUUCAUGACAUUUGCUUGCUAGUCCUGUUAGACUAAGGAGAAUAAGUCUAAAGAACCAAAGUUAGAUCUAGUGAUGGUGUGUGUAUGUGCAAGAGAGAGAGAAAGAGAGAGAGAGAGAGUGUGCACGCACGUGCGCCCAAUGAGUUGGAAGCAUGGAGACCAAGCAAGAAGAUUUACUAACCCAGGUGGUCAUUAAGAGGUGCCAAAGAAGUAAUCUGAUAGGGAUGGGUGGUAACCUCUAAUUUUCAACCAUCCACUGAAACACUGUGAAAUAACCCGUUAAAUUAGUAUUUAUUGACUAGAAGUAGACUUUUCUGGUGUAUAGCUGUCACAAUAUCUACAAUGGGGAAUAGAAAAGAAAAUAAGUGGGAAAUAAUUUUAAUAGAAAAAUUGAAGAACAUACAUUGUCCAAAAACAGAUUCUUUGUGUGUAAAAUGAGAAGACUAUCUACCUCACAGAGUGGUGUGAGGGUCAAUGAGAAUAUGUAUUUGUAUAAUAUGUGGCAUAUAAUUUGUGCUCAAUAAAUGUUAGUUUCUUUUUUUCCCCCUAA
Molecule: messenger RNA, 4768 nt
Organism: Peromyscus californicus insignis
Lineage: Eukaryota; Metazoa; Chordata; Mammalia; Rodentia; Cricetidae
Gene: Styk1
Product: serine/threonine/tyrosine kinase 1
Exons: 10
Coding region: 2229-3518 (429 amino acids)
Biological process (GO): cell surface receptor protein tyrosine kinase signaling pathway; protein phosphorylation; positive regulation of kinase activity
Cellular component (GO): signaling receptor complex
Molecular function (GO): transmembrane receptor protein tyrosine kinase activity; ATP binding
Source: RefSeq, a predicted model, not a curated record